AUUUUGACACAUUUUCUUCAUUCAUAUUGUUUCUCUCUCUCUCUCCUCCUACUCCGUUGCAGGUCCUGACAUCAUCAUCAUCUUCUUCAUCCAUCUUUCUAAAACUGGAAUUUUAAGAGAACAAAUGCAAACUAAUUUCUGUUUUUAGAAAGAAAUUACUUUCUAUUGUUAUAUCUUUCUUGAAAUAGAAAGAGAAAGGUCCAUGUAUAUAAUAAGAAAUGGGUCGAAAUAAGCUUCCAAUGAAAAGAAUCGAGAACAACACAAGCAGAUUGGUCACAUUUUGCAAACGUAGAAAUGGACUCAUUAAGAAGGCUUAUGAGCUCUCCGUUUUAUGUGAUAUCGACAUUGCUCUCAUCAUGUUUUCUCCAUCAGGUCGCCUUAACCACUUUUCCUGUAAACGAAGAACCGAAGAUGUACUCAAUCGAUUCGUAAAUCUCUCCGACUCUGAUAGAGGAAGUGUGAUUCAACAUAGAGAGUAUUUGAACAGCCUCCUAAGCAAGAUCAGGAGUGAAAAUGAUUUGGCCAUCCAUAUUCCUUGUCCUGGAGCAAUUGAUGUGCAAUCGGAGGAAAUCCAUCAAGAAAUUAGCACCUUACAACAUCAAAUUCAUAUGGCUAAGGAACAAUUAAGGAUAUUUGAGCCAGAUCCAACGAACUUUACAUCACUUUAUGAUUAUGAAUCCUAUGAGAAGUUACUUUAUAAGACAUUGGACCAAGUUACACAACGCAAGGAAUAUUUGUUAAGUAACCAGCCACCUGCAUACCAUUCAAGUGUAUUACAGCAGGGAGAAAGUUCAUCCAAAAAUGAGGAUCUCAAUUGUUGGCCCGAAAAUGUUUGUGAUGGUACAAAUCGAAUGGAUGGACAAACCCACGCAAAUAUGUUUACCUCAAGUUCACCUGAAAACACCUAUGAAGUCACUAGGAACCAAUUGUCAGAUGCAAUAUUUGACCCAUUGCCAAAAUCAACAAUGAAUGAGGAACCACACAGCAUUGAAGGGUUUCAGGGUUGUAACCAAGAGAGCCUGUGGCAUCAGUCAACUGAUGAGCUGCUAUCUUCUCUUAUGACACAUGAUGUCACUUUCUCAGUGACCAAGGUUCCUGAUUUAUAAACUGCAUUGCUUAAUUCUCAUUUUAUUUAAUAGCAUUUGUCAAAUUAAACUAAGGAUAUCCACAAUACAUUGAACUCCAUAUAGUUCAAUGGAUUGCCACAUCAUGUUUCUACAAUUCAUACAACUCUAUUAUUUUUUUCCUACAAUGCAUUGAACUCUACAAAGUUCAAUAGAAUGUUAUAAAAUGUAAUUUAUAGUAUAUAUUUAAGAAUUAAAAACCUUCUUUUUUUCCCAUUAAAGAGUUCAAUGGUCAUUGAAUUCCAAAUCCAUUGAAUGUCAAGGUGACAUCUCACACUGGUAGAGUUUCAUCCAUUGAAUGACACAUA
This is a messenger RNA of Lactuca saligna, 1432 nucleotides long. Lineage: Eukaryota; Viridiplantae; Streptophyta; Magnoliopsida; Asterales; Asteraceae. The record is from the annotation of a GenBank genome assembly.